CUCUGGCUCCUUAUUGGACGAUGGAGUUUUGAUGGAGUGUUGCUCCCAGCAUGCAGAUGAAGAUCAGCUGGCUCUCAGAUCAGAUCUCACUACUGUUCACCGUGUGACGACUUCCUGUGAGGACCUGAGUUUGUUUGUCCUGCAACUCCCCGACCUGAAGGACGCUGAGGCGGUGCAGAAGUUCUUCCUGGAGGAGAUCCAGCUGGGGGAGGAGCUUCUGGCUCAGGGAGACUACGAGAAAGGCGUGGACCACCUGACCAACGCCAUCGCCGUGUGUGGUCAGCCUCAGCAGCAGACUCUGCCUCCACCCGUCUUCCAGAUGCUCCUCACCAAACUGCCCAGCAUCAGCCAGGUAGGGGGACACGUCUCUUUGUCCUUCAUUUGGACCUUACGGGUCCUUCUGUCCUCCACGCAGAAAGAACACGAGAAAAAAUGUUUAGCGUCUUUGUUCUGCUCCUGCAGCGCAUCGUGAGUCUGAGCGAGGACGAUAUAGAAUGAGAGGACCAGGAGGAGACGACCCCCCCCAAAACCCUCACCCUCAUCUUCAUCAUCUGGACCUUCCAAGACGUCCCCCCCGACGCCUCGGCCUCCAUCACUCCGGGCCGCCAACCAUCACUUCCUGAAGGGGAACUCGUUUCUUUACUCCUGGUUCAUCCAUGACAGUGAUG
Messenger RNA from Gasterosteus aculeatus aculeatus (three-spined stickleback), 668 nucleotides. Lineage: Eukaryota; Metazoa; Chordata; Actinopteri; Perciformes; Gasterosteidae. The record is from RefSeq and is a predicted model, not a curated record.